CAGUCUCAGGCCCAUCGUCACCCGCCAGCAGCCACUGUUCCCCACCUCACCGCGCGUCCAAACCCCGCCGCCUCCCGCAGCGCCGCUCCGAGUCCGGCUUCGGCCUCAUCUCAUCCCAUGAGCAUGGUUCUCGACGAGGUCGAAUCCGCCGGCACCCGCACCCAGGACUGCCUCCCCCGCCCAGGCAGCCCCGGCUGGUCUGCUGCAGCUGGCGGCGGAGGCGGCGGGGCUAGCGACAGCUGGGCCCGCGAGCUGCUCCGGCGCGGAUGGGGGCUGACCCGGACGGCCGCCAUCGCCGGCGCCGCGGCGACGGCGGCGCCGGUCGUGGCCCCGCCGCUGAUCGUGCUCUCCGCCGCCGGCGUCGCGCUGUCCGUCCCUUUCGCCGCCUACCUCGCCAGCAUCGCCGCCGCUAACCACCUCACGGGCGCGCUCCUCCGUUCCUGCCAGCCGCCGCCGCCGCCGCCGUACAUCCAGGAAUACGACGACCUGGAGCAAGAGUUCCUCGACGCAUCGGAAGAGUACGGCCAAGAGGCUCCGGCGUUCGGCCAUUUGGAUACCGAAAUGGAGCAGGGCACCGCCGGAGAGGAAGACGGGAGCGACACUUCGCUGCCCCUGUCACGGGAUCCUGAGGCGCUUGCCGACGACGAGUUAGAAGGUGAAUUUUCUGCACCAUCAAUGCCACUGCUUCAAGAAGAGGAUACUCUGGUUCAGAGAAGUGGAGAAGAUGAGUUUUCUUUACUGAAUUCAGGCCAACCAUUGUUGCAAUCAGACAAUUGGAAGGGGAAAGAGGAUGGCGUGUAUUCUAAAAACAAUGAAGAGGAUGACAGAACCAUGGAGGAAAACAGGCCUGCAAAGGAGACGGUGUUGCAGGGCUUCUAUUUUCCUGAAUUGGGCGUGCCAGCGUCUGGUGGUGACCACGACAAUGUGGUCCAGGAGAAGGGAGAAGAUGAGUUUUCUGUACAGAAUUCAGGCCAGCAAUCAUUUCAAUUUCAGUCAAAGAAUUUUGAUGAAAAUGAAGAAGAUGAUGGAAGAACUAUGGAGGGAAAUAAGUUCACCAAGGAGACGGUGUCACAAGAGGCUAAGGCAUUCGGCUAUUUGGAUACUGAAAUAGAGCAGGCUAUCAUCAAAGAAGAAAAGGAGAGCGACACUUCGCCGCUGCUCCCACGGGAUCCUGGUGUUUCCGAAUCAUCGGCGCCUGCGUUUGCCGACGUCGAGGUGGAGGAGGUACAAGGUGAAUUUUCUGCCCAAGAAUCUGGCCAUGAUUCAUACAUGUCAUACCGUGGCAACGAUACGGAGGGGCACACACCAUUGGAAGGAAGUGGGUCUACUCAAAAGGAGACACUACCAAGGGGCUCUGGUGUUUCUGCAUCAGCAAAGCCACUGUUUCCUGAGAAGGAUAAUGUGAUUCAGGAAGAGGGAAACGACGAAGAAGCUGUACAAGUAUCAGGCGAGCAAUCAUUUCGAUCAAAGAAUUGGAAUGAAAAAAAGGAGGAUGUGUGUUCUAAAAAAGAAGAAGGCGAUGGUAAAACUAUGCAGGAAAACAAGUCUAUGGAGGAGACAGUGUCGCGAGGCCUCUGUUUUCCAGAAUCAUGUGUGCCAGCAUCAGGCGAAGAAGAUGACAAUGUGGUCCAGGAAAAGGGAGAAGGUAAAUUUGCUGCACAGCAUUCAGGCCAACGAUCAUUUCUGUCAAAGAAUUUGAAUGAAGAAGUAGAAGAGGAAGGCAAAACUACAGAGGAAAACAAGACUACCAAGGAGACGGCAUUCUAUGAAUCGUCUGUGCCGGCGUCAGGUGAUGAAGACAAUGUGGUUCAGGAAAAAAGAGAAGGUGAAAUUUCUGUACAGAAUUCAGGCCAAUUACCAUUUCAAUCAAAGAUGUGGAAUGAAAAAGUAGAGGAUGGCAAAACUACAGAGGAAAACAAGUCUACCGAGGCGAGGCAUUCGAAAGGCUCCUAUUUUCCAGAAUGGAGCGUGCCCGCAUCAGGUGAUGAAGAUAAAAAGGGAGAAGGUGAGUUUUCUGUACACAAUAUAGGUCAGUAUUCACUUUCAUCAGACAUUGGAGAUAAAAAAGAGCAUGACAUAAGAAAAGAAGCGAAAAGGUCUGCCGAGGACAUGCCACCACGAGACUCUGAAUCACCAACUCCAGUGUUUCAUGGGGAAGAUGAUACGGUUCAGGACAAGGAAGGAUUUGAAGUUGCAGUGCAGGGGGUGUUGGAAGAAGCUAGUAGUAAUACUGAUCUUGUUACCGCUGAAGUGGUUGAUUCGCAAGUGGAGAUUAUUGGAACUGCAGCACCUGAAAGUGAGGUGCUGCCACCGAGCACGGAUCUUGUCAUAGCCGAAGUGGUUGAUGUGGAAGUUGAGAUUAUUGCAACUGCAGCACCUGAUAGUGAGAUGGUGCCACCGAGUAACCUUCUGGUUGGUGAGUUACAUCCGGAUCUUGUUACAAGGGAAGUUAAUGAUGUGUAUGUGGGAAUUGUUGCUGCUGUGGAACCUGAGAGUGAGGUGCUGCAUGAGAGUAACCUCGCGAUUGGUGCGUCAACGGCAGAUCCUGGUACUGGGGAAAUUUCUGAUGUGCAAGUCAAUGUUGUUGCUGCUGCGAAGCCUGAAGAUGAGGUGCUGCAUGAGAGUGACCUUGCAGCUUAUGCUUCGACGGCAGAUUUUGGUACUGGGGAAAUUUCUGAUGUGCAAGUCAACAUUGUUGCUGCUGCGAAGCCUGAAGAUGAGGUGCUGCCAUUGAGUAACCUCACAGAAUGUGAGUCACAGGUGGUUGUGGAAACUCCCCAUGUUGGUGACAUCUUAGGAAUUGCUGCAAUAGGACACAAUGUAAAGGAUUCUGGUGGUGUAGACAAACAAGGCAUGGAAUGCUGCUUUGUCCCAGUGGCAUCUAUGCAUGAUAACGAAGGUAUAAUAUCCAGUGGGAGCACACCGUAUUUCUCCACCAUGGGCGAAGAAAUCAUUGACCUGUCUGAUCAGUCAAGUGAUGUGGGUUACACAAUGAUGAAUGAAGCAUUUAGGAGCAGAGUUGUUGCUGAGAGCGAGGCUCGCUACACGGAAGAACAGUUGAGGGAACAGCUCGACACGAUAAGAACAAUAACCGGGUACGGUGCCGUGCCUUCUUCGACACUGGAAGGCGAGAUGGCAGGGCUUUACGUAUUCGUGGGCGUGGAGCCCCCCGUCGGCUCAAGCGAUACCUCUGACCGCCUGAUGGCGCUCAGUGCAGAACUUCGGUUCUUGAAGUCAAUCAUCGGAGUGGACUGAAUAUAUUAGAUCUUCCAAGUGAGUUAUGACUUGCUCUGUCUGUAUGUGCAGCCGGUUCCUGUCCUCCUGUGGGAUUUUAGAUGCAUUCCUGUGUGCUACCCUGAUAUUGCGGCAUGAUACCAUUUGUAGCAUGAAAAUAAGCAUCUGGUGUGUGGAGAGAAAUCGAUGCUGCUGCAAUGUGUUCUGUGUGAGCC
Molecule: messenger RNA, 3449 nt
Organism: Hordeum vulgare subsp. vulgare (domesticated barley)
Lineage: Eukaryota; Viridiplantae; Streptophyta; Magnoliopsida; Poales; Poaceae
Exons: 3
Coding region: 118-3255 (1045 amino acids)
Source: RefSeq, a predicted model, not a curated record